Molecule: messenger RNA, 336 nt
Organism: Eimeria tenella
Lineage: Eukaryota; Apicomplexa; Conoidasida; Eucoccidiorida; Eimeriidae
Exons: 1
Coding region: 1-336 (111 amino acids)
Source: RefSeq, a predicted model, not a curated record
AUGUACUGCGUGUCUGCAGCAGCAGCAGCAGCAGCAGCAGUGGCGAAGGCAGCACUCUGCAGCAGCGCCACGCAGCAGCAGCAGCUGCUGCAGCUACUGACAAAGGCGGCAGCAGCGGCUGCAGCAGCACUGACCAGCAGCACCACCCAGCAGCAGCAGCAGCAGCAGCAGCACCCGCCAGUAGUGCCGCCAGCAGCAGCAGCAGUCAGUGCAGCCGGUAGCAGCAGCAGCAGGACUAAACAGCAGCAGCAGCAAAUAACUUCAACAGCAGCAGUCACCAGCAGCAGCGGCUGCAAUAGCAGCAGCAAUAGCAGCAGGAGCGGCAGCAGGCUUUGA